CUGAUCAAACCUUUUUUUAAGGUUGUGGACCGUAAUCUGUUUGUCUGCGCUCUUUUUUCAACUCUGCCUGAUUUAGCUGAACUCGCAAGAGCUGUCAUUUGUGGAUAUGCCACAAUAUCUCAAAACGAUAACCUUUAUGCUCUUGCUACAGCAUGGGGUUUCUAUCAAGUGGAAAUAAUGGCCACGCUACCAGUAUGGUUGCACUUGCUUAUCAAUGUUGAGUUGCGGCGAAAUGUUUGGGCCAGCUUUAGAAGAAACAACAUUGAAUCCCGAGGGACAGGAGCAGCUCGAUGUAACACUCUUUGUGCAUCUUGA
This is a messenger RNA of Strongylus vulgaris, 315 nucleotides long. The record is from the annotation of a GenBank genome assembly. Lineage: Eukaryota; Metazoa; Nematoda; Chromadorea; Rhabditida; Strongylidae.